This is a messenger RNA of Peromyscus leucopus (white-footed mouse), 1301 nucleotides long. It is a transcript of the gene Lrrc39, whose product is annotated as leucine rich repeat containing 39. The record is from RefSeq and is a predicted model, not a curated record. Bases 187 to 1215 code for a protein of 342 amino acids. NCBI's taxonomy places the organism in Eukaryota, Metazoa, Chordata, Mammalia, Rodentia, Cricetidae. Gene Ontology annotation, molecular function: protein binding. The transcript has 9 exons.
CUGCUUUUCACUUCGUUAAAGCCCGACAGAGGAGUUCAGUCAUUUGGAUCCACACCGGAAAGGAAAAUCACCUCGUGUUUCUAGCUGAAAAUCAGGACCUCUGGGUAUGUGUGUUGGCUGCGGCAUCCCCCAAUGGUCUUUCCUGAGGUGGCCUGUGACUCAACCCUUCAGAACUUAAUGAAGUAGAUGACUCGACUACAAUGUGGAAAAAUCAUGACAGAAAAUGUGGUUUGUACUGGGGCCGUCAAUGCUGUCAAGGAAGUCUGGGAAGAAAGAAUAAAGAAACACAAUGAAGAUGUGAAGCGGGAGAAGGAAUUUCAGCACAAGCUGGUGCGGAUCUGGGAAGACCGGGUCAGCUUAACUAAGCUGAAAGAAAAGGUCACCAGGGAAGAUGGGCGAGUCAUUCUGAAGAUAGAAAAAGAAGAGUGGAAGACUCUCCCUUCUUCUCUACUGAAACUGAGUCAACUACAAGAAUGGCAACUUCAUAGGACGGGCUUGCUGAAAAUCCCUGAAUUCAUUGGAAGAUUCCAGAAUCUCAUUGUGCUAGACUUAUCUCGAAACACAAUUUCAGAGAUCCCCCGAGGAAUUGGACUGCUCACUAGACUGCAGGAACUGAUUCUUAGCUACAACAAAAUCAAGACUGUCCCCAAAGAGCUGAGCAACUGUGCCAGCUUGGAGAAGCUGGAACUGGCUGUGAACAGAGAUAUAAGCGACCUCCCUCCGGAGCUCAGCAAGCUGUUAAGACUCACCCACCUUGAUCUGAGUAUGAACCACUUCACUACAAUCCCUCUUGCUGUGUUGAACAUGCCUGCCCUUGAGUGGCUGGAUAUGGGAAGCAACAGCCUUCAACAACUUCCUGACAGUCUAGAAAGAAUGCAAAGUUUGCAUACAUUGUGGCUACAGAGGAAUGAAAUAACUUGCCUGCCAGAAACAAUCAGAAAUAUGAAAAACUUGGGGACUCUUGUUCUCAGCAACAAUAAACUGCAAGAUAUUCCAGGCUGCAUGGAAGAAAUGACGAAUCUGAGGUUUGUCAACUUCCGAGACAACCCGCUGAGACUGGAAGUGACGCUUCCUCCCAGCGACUGCGCAGAAGGAGAGGAGGAGCAGGAGUUGUUUGGGCUUCAGUUCAUGCGUGCAUACAUCCAAGAGUCACGGCGAACAGAUGACCAAGUCAACGGUCUGACUCUGCCAAUCUCUAUACACUUUGAUGGAUAAAGUAAUUCAAAGGGCCCUGCUGAAAAGGAAUACUUGGGAGAACUUGGUGAAUCCUCUGUUUGGACUUUGGAAGUAAAAAAAAAAAA